Molecule: messenger RNA, 1014 nt
Organism: Saccharomyces eubayanus
Lineage: Eukaryota; Fungi; Ascomycota; Saccharomycetes; Saccharomycetales; Saccharomycetaceae
Gene: SPT3
Product: transcriptional regulator SPT3
Exons: 1
Coding region: 1-1014 (337 amino acids)
Biological process (GO): transcription by RNA polymerase II
Cellular component (GO): SAGA complex
Molecular function (GO): transcription coregulator activity; protein heterodimerization activity
Source: RefSeq, a predicted model, not a curated record
AUGAUGGACAAGCACAAGUAUCGCGUGGAGAUCCAGCAGAUGAUGUUUGUCUCCGGAGAAAUCAACGAUCCGCCUGUGGAGACCACUUCCCUGAUAGAAGAUAUAGUAAGAGGCCAGGUGAUAGAAAUUCUCCUGCAGUCAAACAAAACAGCACAUCUCAGGGGUAGCAGGAGCAUUCUGCCCGAAGACGUCAUUUUUUUGAUUAGACACGACAAGGCAAAGGUUAACCGUUUGAGGACGUAUUUGUCGUGGAAGGAUCUACGUAAGAAUGCCAAAGACCAAGACGCCAGUGCCAGCGUAGCAGCUGGGUCUGGGAAUCCUGGAGCCGGGGGUGAAGACGACUUGAAAAAGGCAGGUGGUGUGGAAAAGGAAGACAAGGAUGGCGGGAAUAUGAUGAAAGUCAAGAAAUCUCAGAUCAAGCUACCAUGGGAAUUGCAGUUCAUGUUCAACGAGCAUCCCUUGGAGAACAACGACGACAACGACGACAUGGAUGAAGACGAACGAGAGGCCAAUAUAAUUACUUUGAAAAGGCUGAAAAUGGCUGAUGACAGAACUCGGAACAUGACCAAAGAAGAGUAUGUGCACUGGUCUGAUUGUCGGCAGGCAAGUUUUACAUUUAGAAAGAACAAAAGAUUCAAGGACUGGUCCGGAAUAUCUCAACUUACUGAGGGGAAACCUCAUGACGAUGUUAUUGAUAUCUUGGGGUUCUUGACUUUUGAGAUUGUUUGCGCUCUGACGGAAACGGCACUAAAGAUCAAGCUAAGAGAACAGGUCUUGCAAACACAAAAGGACAAGUCCCAACAGUCUAACCAGGAAAACUCCAAUUUUGAAUUCACCUCGUCCACAGUUCAUAGGAAAAAAAGAUUAUUCGAUGGGCCUGAAAAUGUUGUCAACCCGCUCAAACCAAAACACAUUGAAGAGGCCUGGAGAGUACUGCAGACGAUUGAUAUGAGGCAUAGAGCUUUGACGAAUUUCAAAGGCGGGAGACUAAGUUCUAAACCAAUUAUCAUGUAA